ACAUUCUCUUGAUUCUUUGCCUUUUCACUUGGAUUAUUCGACUUUCUUCUGAUUACAUCUAAAAGCCGACAAGAAAAGAAAAGCCAUUUUUCGAUCUUCUCUGUAUCAACUUUAGUUUUGGAUUUUGUGGAGUUUUCACUGCAAGAUGAAGCCAUUAAAUUCUGCUAUAUUGGAUCCUAAAAGUAGAUCGUGUCUCUGCAGUCUCUUUGUAACAGCUUCUUUGAUUUUUGGUGUUUAUUUCAUUGGGAGUGCAUGGUUGGGAAAAGAUUCCUUCAGGAUGCAGAUAUUACCUGGAUUUGGAGUGCGUGGAGCACAUAAAAAUACAGAAUAUGAUGAUUGCAAGGUAGGAUCGAGUGUGGACAUAAAAGUCAAUGAUACCAAGGAGAAUACACAGCUCAACAAAUGCGAAGUGAAGUGCAGGCCUUUUGGUGGUGAGGCUUUACCAAAAGGAAUAGUUUCAUCAACUUCAAACUUGGAAAUGCGGCCUUUGUGGGGCCCUGUUUCAGAAAAUGAGAACUCAAACCACGCAAAGAAUUUGUUGGCAAUUGCAGUUGGGAUUAAGCAAAAAGAGUUGGCAAACCAUAUUGUUGGGAAGUUUGUGGGAAAUGAUUUUGCAGUGAUGCUUUUUCACUAUGAUGGUGUUGUGGAUGAAUGGAGCGACUUUGAGUGGUAUGGGAGAGUCAUUCAUGUCUCUGCCACAAACCAAACAAAAUGGUGGUUCGCCAAACGUUUUCUACAUCCUGAUAUCGUUGCUGAAUACGAGUAUAUUUUUCUGUGGGAUGAGGACCUUGGCAUCGAAAAUUUUCAUCCAGGAAGGUAUCUAUCCAUUAUUAAAGAAGAAGGUCUCGAAAUUUCACAGCCUGCUCUUGAUCCUGGUAAAUCAGAGGUGCAUCAUCACAUUACUGCACGUAGAAGGAGAUCAAGGGUGCACAGGAGGUAUUAUAAAUUAAAAGGUGGUGGAAGGUGUGAUGAUAACAGUACCGCUCCUCCUUGCGUAGGUUGGGUUGAAAUGAUGGCUCCUGUGUUCUCAAGAGCAGCCUGGCGUUGUGCUUGGUAUAUGGUCCAGAACGACUUGAUCCAUGCAUGGGGUCUGGAUAUGCAGCUUGGUUAUUGUGCACAGGGCGAUCGGAUGCUCAAAGUUGGUGUGGUUGAUGCGGAGUAUAUAGUUCAUCUGGGUCUUCCAACCCUUGGUGGUCUUUCAGAUGAACACAAGGCAAGUAAAUGAUGCAUCCAUUUUCUGCCCCCGUCUCUAAUUAUCAGACCUACAAAUAGUACAUCUGUUCAAUAGGAUAUAAUGGAUAGUUGAGCACUGAUUGAUUCCAUAAAAUGCCUCUAGUCUUGUAAUGUUUUCUUGUUGAUCUUGUAUUUGAGAGCAUAGUUCAUUAAGUUUAAAGGUCCGUUUGAUUCUCAUUUUAUU
This is a messenger RNA of Olea europaea var. sylvestris, 1417 nucleotides long. RefSeq lists its product as uncharacterized. The record is from RefSeq and is a predicted model, not a curated record. Lineage: Eukaryota; Viridiplantae; Streptophyta; Magnoliopsida; Lamiales; Oleaceae. The coding region runs from base 146 to 1225 and encodes 359 amino acids. The transcript has 13 exons.